AUCUUUUACGACAAAGUAGCUACUGAACUUCUAAUCCCAGAAACCCAACAAGGCAGUAAGAAAUCCAUAGAAAAAGCUCUAGGAAGUUAUUCGGAAGCCGAGAGAAAAAAGUGGAAAUUUGAAAAAGAUGGAGAAGGUAUGAAUUUAACUCAAAUUCAAGAAAGUAUUGCCGGAGCCUGGACUGAAAAGAUAAUUAGAUAUGCUGAAAAAAUUCCACUCAUUAGCGCUAUCUUUAGAGAUAUUAAUGUGGAAAAUUUUUUUGCCUUACGUAAACAGUUGCGUAAACUCAAACAAAAUAGAGAUAGCAUUAUGGAA
Molecule: messenger RNA, 315 nt
Organism: Racocetra fulgida
Lineage: Eukaryota; Fungi; Glomeromycota; Glomeromycetes; Diversisporales; Gigasporaceae
Source: the annotation of a GenBank genome assembly